GACCUUAAAGAGGAGGAGCGCUUCUCUUGAAGAAAGUGGCCAAGCCCUGGAGACUGGGACCAGAGCCGGAGAGCCACAGCAUACCUUACCUCAUCACUAUGUCCCUGCAGGCUGAUUUUGACCAGGCCACACAAGACGUGAGGAAGCUGAAAAGCAGACCUGAAGAUGAAGAGCUCAAAGAACUCUACGGGCUCUACAAACAGUCCAUCAUUGGAGACAUCAACAUUGGUGCGUGUCCAGCAAUGUUAGAUUUGAAGGGCAAGGCCAAGUGGGAAGCAUGGAGCCUCCAGAAAGGGUUGUCGAAGGAAGACGCCAUGAGUGCCUACAUUUCUAAAGCAAGAGAGCUGAUUGAGAAAUAUGGGAUUUAGAAUUUGACAGGGGAGACAGAUCUGCUUUGGAAGCCUUCAUACAGCAUCAUGACGUUUAGGGGGAAAUGCAUUAGUAACUCUAAAAAUCAUGUGUAUUUUUCCUAUUAGCACGAAUUUUAAUACUUAGGACUGUGUCAACAUAGUUACCUAGUUUUACUUGCUUGUGCAAGGUGACUUUUUAAAAUUCCUUUUCAAAAAUUGUUUUGUAGUAUGCAUAUAAACUUGAAUAAAUAUCUGUUCCUUUUUUGCAUUUGUGUCUGUGUGUG
This is a messenger RNA of Peromyscus eremicus (cactus mouse), 634 nucleotides long. RefSeq names its product acyl-CoA binding domain containing 7 (gene Acbd7). Bases 99 to 368 code for a protein of 89 amino acids. The record is from RefSeq and is a predicted model, not a curated record. Gene Ontology annotation, molecular function: fatty-acyl-CoA binding. NCBI's taxonomy places the organism in Eukaryota, Metazoa, Chordata, Mammalia, Rodentia, Cricetidae. The transcript is spliced from 4 exons. Gene Ontology annotation, biological process: fatty acid metabolic process.